Nilaparvata lugens (brown planthopper) is the source of this 1879-nucleotide messenger RNA. RefSeq lists its product as uncharacterized. Lineage: Eukaryota; Metazoa; Arthropoda; Insecta; Hemiptera; Delphacidae. The record is from RefSeq and is a predicted model, not a curated record. The transcript has 6 exons. The coding region runs from base 321 to 1271 and encodes 316 amino acids.
UUGUCAAUUUUCCAAUAAAAUUUUGAAUUAAAAACGGGAAAUCCUUUGUUUGAUUUUUCCCGGUAUGAAAAUAUUCUUAAUAGAGAAAAACCCGUCAGUUAUGAAGGUUUUAACUCAGGAAUUUUUCUAGUCUACAUAUUUUUAAGCUUAUUUUGUUGAAUUAGGCUAUAUUUGGUUUCAAUCUUACUAGGUAGCAGUUAAAAAGGCAUACCUUUUGAUUGCACGAUUAUUGGGAAAUCUUUAAAUUAAUUGACACAGUGUAGAUACACUUUCAAUUAUUCAAUUUUUAAAUAUUUGCUUUAAAAGAACUUGUGGGUGAAAUGGGGACUGGUAGAACCUUUAUCACGAUAUCAGCAGUAUUUCUUUUAAUGUUUAGAAAUUUUAUAUUUUGCAGCGCAGAUAAUUUGCAAUUUUUUGAGGGUUCGUCAAUGGAGAUAACAGAUGCUACCAACUGUGAACAUGAGCCAGUGGGCAAAGGUGUGAUGACAAAGUACGUGAAAGUGAGCAAAUACAACCGCACCCAUCACCAUGUCUACUGCAACUUCACCAUACCGUUCUACUUCGAUGACAGUGUUAUGUUGGAUUUGGAUGUAAAAAGAAAAUUGUCGAGCGGCACGACAGUCAACGUAAUAAAAUUUCAAACAUCAUUUUGCAAAUUUCUGGACAGACACUUCAAGGAUGCUAUCCGAAAAAUGUAUGAAAGUGGAGGACACUACGGUAUUGAUGGCUGUCCUGUGCCUGCUGGUUCGUCACUGGAGAUAACAGGUGCUACCAAAUGUGAACAUGAGCCAGUGGGCAAAGGAGUGAUGACAAAGUACGUGAAAGUGAGCAAAUACAACCGCACCCAUCACCAUGUCUACUGCAACUUCACCAUACCGUUCUACUUCGAUGACAGUGUUAUGUUGGAUUUGGAUGUGAAAAGAAAAUCGUCGAGCGGCGCCACAGUCAACGUAAUAAAAUUUCAAACAUCAUUUUGCAAAUUUCUGGACAGACAUUUCAAGGAUGCUAUCAGAAAAAUGUUUGAAAGUGGAGGGCACUACGGUAUUGGGGGCUGUCCUGUGCCUGCUGGCACCUACGUAUUCGACUCAGAUCUCGACUUGAAAGUAACCAACAUACCCUAUACGCCGUUUGGAGAUUACCAUGCCACGGCCACCUUCUACAAGGCUGGUGUCAACCGCAAAAAGGUUCUCUGCAUCAAGAUUCUCUUCCAAAUCAAAAAGAAAAUAUCCAGUAACAAACAGGACAAUAUAUUUUCCAUGGAUAAUUCAUAGAUGGAGCUAUCACCGAAACUAAUAAAAGAAUGUUUCAAUUGAAAAAAUCCUGUAGGUUAUUUGAUAGAAAAGUGUUACUAUCAAGAAUAUGUAAUAAUUAUUGUUGAGUGUAAUGUAGUUGGAAGUGUUACCGAAUAUAUCUAUAAAAUGUAUGUGUUUAGGCUAAAUUUAACAUUCAUCUGAAUGUUCCUUUUGUCAGGCUAAAAAAACUUCAAGACCAUUAUAGAAUAUUGUCAAUCAAGGCAUUCAAUAAGCUGCCUGUUAGUGUGAGAAAUAUGAAUCAAGCCCGUUUUAAAACACAAGUUAAAAAACUGCUAACAGAGAACCCAUUAUAUAAUGUAGAAGAAUUUUUCAAUUUGCCCGUCGAUGUAAUAAAUACUUAUUUUGAGUGAUGAUUAUAUACAUGUGUAUGAAUUGGCUCAGUUAGUUUUAUAGGAUUUUAUUCUUGAUGACACCUAAUGUACAUUGAAAUGUAUUUAUUGGUGAAUUAACUUCUUCUAUUCUAUUGAAGUUGUAGAUAAAACAUGAGUGAAUAGGAUUGUCUCAUGGGACUAUAAUAAUAUUCAAAGUUUAUUUGCUAGAAAAGUAUAAGAACCUACAAAAUAGGU